AUUUUUCGGGACCUCAUGGUUUUAAUUUUUAUCAAUAUUUCAUGUAGGGGACCAAGGUUCCAUUUUGUAUCAAUAUUUCAGAUUACAACAUUACAUAUUAAGCAAUAUGUUUAGGGGAAAGAUUAAAGUUGAUAUCCAUUCGGCAACAGGUUUACAAGAGCCAAGUAGUCUCCACGCAGUAGGAUCAGAAGAUACACAGAUGAAUCCCUACCUGAUAGUAGAAGUAGAUGAGAAGGAGCUAGGUAGAACUAGUCGACAGUAUAAUACACUUAAUCCUACAUGGAACGAGACUCUGUACUCGGAAGAAUCAAUGGACGCAGAAGAUAUCAGAUUUGUGAUAAAACAUUGGUCUCACACAGAUGAUAUUCAUGAUUUUAUUGGAGAAUGUACAAUAUCAAUUUCCUUUUUAUUAGAUGGAACAGAAAACAAAAUCCAAACAUUCCAUCUUCCAAACCAACAGCUCUCUCCACAGGGAUCUGUAAGCUUGAAACUGGUUCUGGAGAGAACUAUUCCAGAAAUCCAGAAUAUGAAACGAAGAAACGCUUUCAAGAUCAAAUAUUACAAAGGACACCAAUUCAAGGAACACAGUUUCAUGAGCCCAACUCUCUGUAAAUACUGCGAUAAUCCUAUUCUUGGUUUAGUUAAACAAGGGUUCAAGUGCCAGACUUGUGGUAUAGGAGUACAUAAAUAUCAUUACAACAAGUUGUUGUUGUCAUGUACUGGGGUACUGCCUGCUACACCUACAGAGGAGACCAGGUUCAGACUUGGAUUCAAUGUUCCACACCAGUUGCGAAGGCGUGCAUAUUUUUUGCCAACAAUUUGCAAUCAUUGUAAGCAACUUAUUUUUGGACAACGAUUCAAAUGCGAGGAUUGUCAGAAAGAUUUCCAUGUGUAUCAUCCGAACCUUCUGAAUGAUUGUGGGGUAGAAAAUCAACGUGAGUUUAUGAGAAUACUAGAGCGGCAAAACUUUGACGCUUCUGAAAGAUACACUGAAGUAAAGUUAGAUUUGCAUGCUGACGAAUACACUCUAAACCUGCGAGCAAUUAUCAUGAAAUCUGACAUUUAUUCCACUGUGAUGAACACCUCCUCCAGACCAUCUCUGGAUGAUUUAGAGUUUAUCAAAGUGCUUGGUCAGGGAGCUUUUGGUAAAGUGUUUCAAACCCGUAAUAAGAAGACCAAUGAGAUAUUUGCUGUGAAAGCAAUUGAUAAGAAUGUUGUUAUUGAGGGGAAUGAUGUGAAUAUGAUAAUGAUCGAGAAGGAUAUCCUGGUUCUUGGGAAAGAGGACAAUUUUUUAACUCGACUUCAUUCGGCAUUUCAAAAUCAACACUAUCUCUUCUUUGUAAUGGAAUACGUCAGCGGUGGAGAUCUAUUUUAUCACAUGGUGAAACGACGUGUUUUUAAAGAAGCGCACGCCAGGUUCUACACAGCUGAGAUGGCGGUAGCCAUCUUGUUUUUACAUAAACAAGGAAUAAUUCAUAGAGAUCUCAAGCUAGAUAAUAUCCUGCUAGAUUCAGAAGGUCAUGUCAAAGUUGCUGAUUUUGGAAUGUGUAAGGUUGGUAUAAUCGAAGGAAAUAAAACAAAUACACUUUGUGGAACUCCUGAAUAUAUCGCCCCGGAAGUAUUAAAUCAAGAAUGCUAUGGCGUGUCGUGUGACUGGUGGUCCUACGGUGUUAUUUUGUUUGAAAUGAUAGUUGGUAGAACCCCUUUCCUAGGGGAGGAUGAUAACGUAACAUUUCAAAAUAUAAAAACUCAGGAACCUAAAUAUCCAAAGUCUCUCAGUAACGAUGCACGAUCCCUGCUGAUGAGACUGUUGGACAAGAAUGUUAGGACACGAAUUGCCUCUCAGGAGGGAAACGAAGAGGAGAUCUUGGAACAUAGUUUCUUUAGUUUAAUUGACAAGAGUUUCCUGAGGAGAAGAAAACUAACUCCACCCUUUAUCCCGUCCACAGAGAUGAAUGUGGACCAGGAGUUCCUGGAAGCAAGACCAGUCCUUAGUGAGAUCCAGGGAUCCUAUACAGAUACAUCAGAUAGGUACAAGGACGCCUUUCAGGGGUUUGAUUUCUAUAAUGCUGAUUUCUAGAUUCAGAUUUCAGGAACUGUAUUGUAACGUAAUUUGAGGCGACAUUCCAUUACUGUCGAGCCCGAUUAAGAACGAUACCAUUUAGCAAUUUAUCGUUUUUAUGUCUUUUCCUUUCUUGUUUCUGCUAAAUCCGAAAGUCACUCUAUAAUUAAGUCUACAGUCUCCUUAAGAUAAAGAAGGAUGUUGCUGAAUCAUCAUAAAAAAAAUCUGAAUCGACAGCAACAUUAUCCAGUUCUAUCAGAGUUUUCUCUAAAACACUGACAUCUCAGAAAGUAACAGAUUAUAUGAAAGCUCUACUGAAUUCUGAUAGAAAUAAAAAUAUUGAACCAAUCAAUUAAUAUUUUAAAUUAUAUUUCAUCCCGCACCCCCUUUUAUGUGAACACUGCCUAAUUUGUUAUCAGACUCAAUGUUAAUUUAUGAUUUUUCUAAUAUCCAAAUUUGUGUGCUUAAUUAUGAUUAAAUAAAUGAAGAUAUUUGUAA
This is a messenger RNA of Eurytemora carolleeae, 2560 nucleotides long. Its product is annotated as protein kinase C beta type. Gene Ontology annotation, biological process: protein phosphorylation. The coding region runs from base 107 to 2080 and encodes 657 amino acids. The transcript has 22 exons. The record is from RefSeq and is a predicted model, not a curated record. Lineage: Eukaryota; Metazoa; Arthropoda; Copepoda; Calanoida; Temoridae. Gene Ontology annotation, molecular function: ATP binding; protein serine/threonine kinase activity.